This is a messenger RNA of Sitodiplosis mosellana (orange wheat blossom midge), 691 nucleotides long. It is a transcript of the gene Naa20A, whose product is annotated as N-alpha-acetyltransferase 20. Bases 63 to 590 code for a protein of 175 amino acids. The transcript has 5 exons. NCBI's taxonomy places the organism in Eukaryota, Metazoa, Arthropoda, Insecta, Diptera, Cecidomyiidae. Gene Ontology annotation, molecular function: protein-N-terminal amino-acid acetyltransferase activity. The record is from RefSeq and is a predicted model, not a curated record. Gene Ontology annotation, cellular component: NatB complex. Gene Ontology annotation, biological process: N-terminal peptidyl-methionine acetylation.
UGUGUCUUUAUUGAAUUGAAUUGUGUUUUGAGGCAAUUACAGAUCGAUUAACAGCCGGAAAAAUGACAACAUUAAGACCAUUCACAUGCAAUGACAUGUUUAAAUUCAAUAAUGUAAAUUUAGACCCAUUGACUGAAACCUAUGGACUAUCAUUUUAUAUGCAGUACCUGGCCCAUUGGCCCGAAUACUUUCAAGUGGCUGAAUCACCAAGCGGUGAAAUUAUGGGAUACAUAAUGGGUAAAGCCGAGGGACAUGGCGAAAAUUGGCACGGUCACGUUACAGCAUUGACUGUUUCACCAGACUAUCGACGAUUAGGACUGGCCGCCACACUCAUGAACUUCCUGGAAAAUGUUUCGGAAAAGAAACAAGCCUAUUUCGUGGAUCUAUUUGUUCGAGUGAGCAACAAAAUUGCAAUUAACAUGUACCAAAAUCUGGGAUACAUUGUCUAUCGCACGGUUAUUGACUAUUAUGCUGGACCGGGAGAUGUUGACGAAGAUGCUUAUGAUAUGCGAAAGGCAAUGCCUAGGGACGUUGAUAAAAAGUCCAUGAUACCAUUGAAGCAUCCAGUGCAUUGUGACGAAGUGGAAUAGCAUUGAAUUUACACCAAAGAACGAUCGCAUUUGUUUUUAUGAUAAUAAUGGAUAAUUCAAGAUCCAUACGAAAUAUAACGAAUUUCAAAUUGAAAUCCAGA